AUGCCUGAAGUCAAUACCAGCACCAAGGCUGGCCCAACCCAGCUAUCAUUCUUCCAGGCCAUUUUCACCAACAUGAAGGAAACUCCUGAUGUGGACUGGGCUGUUGUGGCAGCAACAGCUGGCUACAACUCCCCAAGCACCGCUCGCUUUCGCUUCGGACAGAUCCGACGAGAACUCCUCAAGAAAGACGGAUCAGCAGAGCCGAAGUCUCCCUCGAAGCCGCGUGUAAAGAAAGAGACUCUCAAGAACGAGAUUGGUAGUGGCACAAAUCUGUCUCCUUCCAAGGUUGCAAAGUCUAUUCCAAUGAGGGGAAGGAGCAAGAGCGUGGGAGUCAACUUUGGACGUGGAAACAAGGGUAACGUGGUGAUGGAAGAAAUUGCUGGGGAAGAUGAAGAAACAGAGAGAGCCGACGAUGCUGCUGACGAGAUGGAAUGGUGA
Messenger RNA from Cadophora gregata, 438 nucleotides. RefSeq lists its product as uncharacterized. The transcript is spliced from 2 exons. The coding region runs from base 1 to 438 and encodes 145 amino acids. The record is from RefSeq and is a predicted model, not a curated record. NCBI's taxonomy places the organism in Eukaryota, Fungi, Ascomycota, Leotiomycetes, Helotiales, Ploettnerulaceae.